GAGAAAAUGGGAUCAUGACGAUGCUUAAAUUUUAUAUUAAUUUCCGGGGGAGGAUAAGUAAGGAAACGAUUAUAUUUAGUAGUUGGUAACUCGUGCCAUAAAGUGGAAGAAGCUGAGGGGUAUAACAUGGCCAUUUAUUAGGGAGUCAUUAGAGUUUCACAAUUUCUUUGAUUGUGUCCGUAAUUACGUCCCGAUUUAACCUCUCCAAUGUGUUUUGACUUGCGAGACUCUGGGAAAAUCGAGUGCGAGAUGCUUAAAACGAGUGGCAGUGAUUACAAGCACAGGUAGCAAUAAAGUGACUCAAAAUGCACCACAAAACCACGAUUUUGGUGGCGCCGGCUCUGCAAAACAGCAGCUGUACGCAUCCGAGGUAUAGCCAGGCGAGCUUUUUGUCCUUGCUGGGCCUUGGGGAUGUCCUGCAGGCGCUGAUCGUCUUCCUGCUGACGGUGGGGGUCCUCGCUGCGAACGUGCUACUCAUCGUCGUGAUCAACAGCAGGAGAUACUCCAAGUACAUUCACUCGCAGCCGCGGUAUCUGCUCACGUCCCUGGCGUGUAACGACCUCGCCAUGGGUCUGCUGGUGACUCCGUUCGCGAUUGUCCCAUCGUUGAGGCACUGUUGGCCCUAUGGAGAGCUGGUCUGUCAGAUCCAGGCUCUGCUCAGAGGGGCUAUAAGUCAGCAGUCUGCAGUGAUCUUAAUAUGCAUGGCCAUGGAUAGGUACCUCUGUAUGCUCCAUCCUGCCCGCUAUCACAAGCAUUCCAGCAAAAAGGGAUGUGUCGCUAUCAUAAGCAUGACGUGGAUAAUGUCGGUUACUUUGUUCUCGAUUUUGGUGCUACCUCGUGGCGGUUACUACUUUAAUCCCACGGGAAUGAUGGCUUGCGAGCCGUUUUAUACCCGUGCUUCCAUCAGGAUCUUGGCCGCGUGCGGAUUUUACUUUCCCACAACCAUGAUUCUGAUGUACUGCUACGGGUCCGCUUUCCAUGUCAACAAGCUGCGGCUGAAGAAAUCAGGAUGCAGCACCAUCGCCAGUCCCGACGACUACGGGGGGACCAGCAUAGAAAAGCUGGUGACUCAGGAGAGACGCCUCAGCACCACAGCGUCCAGGACGAUGGCCGCCAUGUCCUUAGGGUUCAUCGUCCUUGUCACUCCCUGGACCAUUCAGGAAGUCGUCGCCGCCUGCACUGGAUCCAGAGCCCCCGCCGCUCUGGACUUUUUGGCGACUUGGCUUGCGUUAAGCAACAGCUUCUGGAACCCUUUCCUCUACUGGCUCCUGAAUAAUAACUUCAGGAGGAUCAGCAGGGAGCUCCUAUUUAGCAGACUUUUCUGUCGCAAAUCGAAAGAGCCCAAGUCGCACCAGCAGCACUGCUGCAGCAACAGCAGCUCGGGCGCUUUCACGCACACCCAAGGCUGUGAUCUCGAAGGCCUCUCCGAGAAGUACUGGGGGGAGAUCCUGGAGAGGACUCUGUCGUCCAGCUCGCUCCAGGCCCUCCAGCGCGCCUACUCCCACCCCCGCAUGGAGCGCUGCAACGGCCUCCAAGAAAUGAAAGUGUUCGAUACCGCCGUUCCCGAUUUAUGAAAGUUGGACAAGACCACACAGACUUUCGACCUGGGGGCGUCCGAGAGCAUGGGCAGCUCGUGCGAAACGGCGACUCUAUCGAAAUGAUUCAGUGUGGUCGGGGAGGUCGUAAAAAGUGCAAUCUCCGCUUAAUCUGAAUUUAAAUCCGCCGUACGGAUAGUUUGGAACCAAAAAGAAUUAUUUAAACACAUGCUUUAUGGCACUUUUUUAAUCCGACUAGUAGCAACAAUUCCAAUUUGCAUGUUCUUUCAUCUUCUAAAUUGUUUCGUCUGCGACUCGGAAAAAUCCCUUUUAAACAACACGCGCAGAAUAUGGCGACAUGUUCUCCGAUUGCUAAUUUUUUCAAUUCUGCGACAGCCGGGAAAACUUGCCAAAGUUUGUGUACUGUGAUGAAACUCUCACACAACCGAAACCCACCGAAAGUGUUUAAUGUUCACAAUAAUUGUAGCAAUAUUGGGCGUUUCAUAAACAAUGAUAUCAAGUACUGUACAUUAGUGAUAUGUAAAAAUGUUUGUUAGAGACGUAUGUAAAUAAAUAGAAUCUUUUUAAUACAAUACGAAUAUACGUAACUUGACUUGCGAAUGUUAUAUAAAUUACUGAGAGUGUGAUAUUUGUUUAUUUCAAUAAAAACCAUUAAACAAUUUCGUCCAGUGAUUCCUUACAGUGCUAUGUAUGCAGCCAAUAAUACAAAAAAAAAACAAAAAGUCCAGCUGGAGCUGGAACACCUUGUAUAACAAGAUCGAAUAACUUAAUUUUGAAUCUCGUUUUCUUAAUCAUUUCCAAAACUACUUGAAAUUGUUUUGCCUUGAAUGUACGAGUCUCCAAAUUAGUUCUUCCGGUUUUGCUUCGCAUUUGCAUUUUUGAGCAGUUUGUCAAAAUUAAGAAGCAGAUAUUUCGAUAAUUUUAUUAAAAAGAUGAUAAAUGACUUCCGGUGGCAGGAAGUAGUUUCAAGUGCAAGAGGCCGUCAACCUGACCCAAAAAUGGUCGAACUGUGAUUAAUUUUCCCAAGGUAAAAUCUGAGGCUUGACCAAAAUAAGAAAUAAUGAUGUGCUAAUUACGAACUGCAUUGAACCCGCGUUGAAAUCCUCUGCUGUCAAGAGCAAAAAUAAUGGAAGUAAUAAAUUACAACAAAGGAA
Molecule: messenger RNA, 2710 nt
Organism: Tribolium castaneum (red flour beetle)
Lineage: Eukaryota; Metazoa; Arthropoda; Insecta; Coleoptera; Tenebrionidae
Product: CG13597-like amine receptor
Exons: 7
Coding region: 306-1574 (422 amino acids)
Biological process (GO): neuropeptide signaling pathway
Cellular component (GO): plasma membrane
Molecular function (GO): G protein-coupled peptide receptor activity
Source: RefSeq, a predicted model, not a curated record